This is a messenger RNA of Scomber japonicus (chub mackerel), 5122 nucleotides long. RefSeq names its product ATPase H+ transporting V0 subunit a2b (gene atp6v0a2b). Gene Ontology annotation, cellular component: vacuolar proton-transporting V-type ATPase, V0 domain; plasma membrane; vacuolar proton-transporting V-type ATPase complex. The transcript has 20 exons. NCBI's taxonomy places the organism in Eukaryota, Metazoa, Chordata, Actinopteri, Scombriformes, Scombridae. The coding region runs from base 404 to 2956 and encodes 850 amino acids. Gene Ontology annotation, biological process: vacuolar acidification; proton transmembrane transport. Gene Ontology annotation, molecular function: ATPase binding; proton-transporting ATPase activity, rotational mechanism. The record is from RefSeq and is a predicted model, not a curated record.
ACGUGGAGUAGGGAGCUGCCAGCCGAUGUCUACUAAAACUUCAAACUAUGAGAAGAGUUGAGACCAUAUUUUUGUAUAUGCGACGUCAGCGGUCUUAAUAUCGAGUGCCUUACGUCUUCAGAUUUAACUUUGACAAGUGUUUUCGUCCAGGAAUUAACAACACAGCACGCACCAGCUAGCCUUCUUAGCUAACAGGAACAGCAUCUGCUGUAACUAUAGCUAUCGCUAACCAAAGUCCGCGAUAUGCAAGUUAAAUACAUUUGAAUCACAAGAGCCAAAAAAUGAAAAGGAACAAGAAGGACUUGACUGACUGAUGUUGACGUAUAAUUUGAAAAAACUUCAGACGGACAACUAUUUAGCUUGCUAAUAUUAGCCAGUCGGCGGAUAACAGCAAACUGUCAAAAUGGGCUCUCUGUUCCGAGGUGAAGAUAUGUGUUUGGCCCAGCUGUUUCUGCAGUCUGGAUCAUCAUACGACUGCAUCAGUGAACUUGGAGAACUGGGGCUUGUGGAGUUCAGAGACCUCAAUCCCAGCGUCAAUGCUUUCCAGCGCAAACACGUCAAUGAGAUCAAAAAAUGUGAAGAGAUGGAGAGGAUCCUGGGAUACCUUUUGAGGGAAAUCAAGAAAGCUGAUAUUUCACUGCCAGAAGGAGAUGUGAACCCAGUGGCUCCUUUGCCCAAGCAUGUCAUGGCUAUAAUGGAUCAGCUGCAGAGGCUGGAACUUGAGUUAGGUGAGGUCACCAGAAAUAAAGAGAAGUUGCAGAAGAAUCUGCUGGAGCUGACAGAGUACACACACAUGCUGCGCAUCACUCGCAACUUUGUUCAGAGAACUGCUGAGCGAGAGCCUCUACAAGUACAGUAUGAGGAGUUUCCCUUCCUAGAAAAAGACACAAUGAUGGACUACAACAGUAUGCAGCGUCUAGGAGCCAAACUGGGUUUCAUUUCUGGGCUCAUUCAGAGGGUGAAGAUCGAGGCCUUUGAGCGGAUGCUUUGGAGAGUUUGUAAAGGCUACACCAUCCUUAGCUAUGCUGAGGUUGAGGAGUAUCUCGAAAACCCUGACACUGGUGAGCCUACUAAAAGUGUGGUGUUCCUGAUCUCUUACUGGGGAGACCAAAUUGGGCAGAAAGUGAAGAAGAUUUGUGACUGCUACCACUGUCACUUGUAUCCAUAUCCCAGCAGCAAUGAGGAGAGGAACGAUGUGGUGGAAGGACUAAGGACCCGUAUUCAGGACCUGCACACAGUACUUCAUAGGACAGAGGACUACCUGAGACAAGUCCUAAUCAAGGCUUCAGAGUCUGUCUAUACCUGGGUCAUCCAGGUCAAGAAGAUGAAAGCCAUCUACUAUAUUCUCAACCUGUGCAGUUUUGAUGUCACCAACAAGUGUCUAAUUGCUGAGGUGUGGUGUCCAGUCAGUGACAUUCCCACCCUGCGGAGAGCCCUAGAAGACGGAUCGAGAAAAAGUGGAGCGACAGUUCCCUCCUUUGUCAAUCGUAUCCCCACCAACGACACUCCCCCCACCCUCAUAAGGACCAACAAAUUUACCUCUGGCUUCCAAAACAUCGUGGAUGCUUAUGGCGUUGGCAGUUACAGAGAGGUCAACCCUGCUCCUUUCACAAUCAUCACUUUCCCGUUCCUGUUUGCUGUGAUGUUUGGGGACCUGGGGCAUGGAGCGAUCAUGGCUCUGUUUGCUUUCUGGAUGGUGUUGUACGAGAACAACCGCAAACUUAAAAACACAAGGAAUGAGAUCUGGAACACAUUCUUUGAGGGGCGUUACAUCAUCCUGAUGAUGGGCCUGUUCUCCAUCUACACUGGCCUGAUAUAUAACGACUGUUUCUCAAAGUCCCUAAACAUCUUUGGUUCUGGAUGGAGCGUGAAAGCCAUGUUCACCGCUGAUGUGUGGAAGGAUGCUGAUCUCGCUGGGAAUCAUUUACUUACUCUGGAUCCAAAUGUCACGGGAGUUUUCACAGGACCAUACCCUCUGGGAAUUGACCCGAUUUGGAACUUGGCAUCCAACCGGCUUACAUUUCUAAACUCCUAUAAGAUGAAGAUGUCAGUGAUAUUGGGCAUCAUACACAUGAGCUUCGGGGUCAUCCUCAGCACUUUUAACCAUUUGCACUUUAGGAAGAACCACAACCUAUACUUGGUUUUCCUCCCGGAGCUUGUGUUCCUACUGUGUCUAUUUGGCUACCUGGUGUUCAUGAUAUUAUACAAGUGGCUGGCCUUCUCUGCUAAGGAUUCAAGGCAUGCCCCGAGCAUCCUCAUUCACUUCAUAAACAUGUUCCUCAUGCAAGGUGACGCAGUGCAGCCCCUCUACCCAGGACAGACUGGCUUGCAAGUAUUUUUGGUGAUCAUAGCUGUUCUCUCAGUGCCUGUCUUACUCGUGGGGAAACCAGCCUACCUUUAUUGGCUUCAAAAUGCAAGCCACCGCAUAGGAAUGUACAGGGGAUAUGAGCGUGUGCGGCGUAACAGUGAAGAAGAGCUCUACCUGAUGAGGGCUCAUGACAUGGAGGAGGGCAGCAGUCACAGUGAGCUCUCCUCUAGUGGAGACCACCAGACAGAGGAGUUUGACUUUGCAGAAGAGUUUCUGCAUCAGGCCAUCCAUACCAUAGAGUACUGCCUGGGAUGCGUCUCGAACACAGCCUCCUACCUAAGGCUCUGGGCUCUGAGCCUGGCACAUGCUCAGCUGUCAGAGGUGCUGUGGGCCAUGGUGAUGCGAGUAGGACUAAGAAUGGACACCAGUCUCGGGGUUUUAUUCUUAGUACCAGUGUUUGGCCUGUUUGCUGUGCUUACUGUGUCCAUCCUGCUGGUAAUGGAAGGUCUAUCUGCGUUCCUUCAUGCCCUCCGGUUACACUGGGUGGAGUUUCAGAAUAAAUUCUACAGUGGAACUGGAGUGAAGUUUUGCCCCUUUUCCUUUACUCUCCUGCCCUCCAGCUUUGAGCAUGGGUCAGGAGGAGCAUGAUGGCUUACUGUGAAGGAACUGUCUGGUAAUGCUGUUAGGUGGUAAACAAAGCCAAAACAUGCCAGUGAUGUCACGAGCUGAUUAAGAAUUUUCUUUUCACCUUUUUUUUAAAAAAUAAUUUGUCAUGUGGAGAGAAAAAAAAAUGAAGGACUUCAACAUGCUGCCCUCCAAACAAUUCAAAGAACACAGGUCGUACAGAGUGUACUGCUGAGGAAUUACUGUUUUUCUUAGUCCAAAUUUAUGUAACACAGGGUAUUUGUACUUUGUUUGGGCUGUGAGGCUCAAAUUUAAGAUGUAACUCAUUUGCCUAAAUGCAUCGAUUUUUCUUAUGAGGCCUUAUUGAUUGUUGAUAUCACCUGUAUGGGAAACCGCAUCUGCCAAACUAAGAAUAAAUAAGUGAAAAAGAUAAAGGAAUAAGUAAAAUGAUGACCCCAAGCUUUGGCUAUACUGACGGAGAGAUUUAUUGUUGGUUUUAUAGUUGACAAAUAAAAGAUCUGAAAAAACUUUUUAUCCAUCCAAUUCUUUUUUUUUUUUGAUCCAGUUAUUUUGGCAUAAUUGUGUCCAUUAAAGCAGCUAUCUUGUCACCCCCCCCCCCCCCCCAUUGAGUUUUAGUUUUGGCAGAUGUGGUUUCCAGGGGCCUGGUAGUGAGCCACCUUUCAAUUACAUGAAGCUUUUGCUCAACUUUUUGUUGCACUGACUGCCUUACAGAAGUACAACCAAAUGACAGCAUACUGUAUGAUUCUUAAGUUUCCCUUGUAUUCCUACUUUGUGGUACCAAAACACUGCGAAGGAUCCUUUGACUUUUCAGUAUUGAGAAGUCCUUGGGCAGGGAUGUGCUGAGAUGUAAAUAGUUUUACAGAAUUAUUUUUUUAAUUUAUUAUAUUUUAAAAUGUUGCAACAGAAUUAAAGAUGAAUGUCAAUGGGAUAUGAUUUUUACUUUAAUGCAUUCACAGUGUUGCCUACGUGUCACUUGCUGUACAAUUUAACAUUCCACGUAUUGAAAAGUUGUAUCAUUCAUUUGUUGACUGCUAUAAAUAUUUCUUAUUCUCUUUGACACCCUGGUUGGCCUGUAUUAAACGUGAUAGUAUAUCUUCAGUCUUCUCCCUAGUAUCUGGCAUUGGUAGUAUUUGCAGAAUUUGUGAAUUUGAAAUAUUUUGGAUAAUGGAACUAUUAGUGUCUAAAUUUUUCUUUAAGGGAAGGAGACUUCAUCACUGUCACCGUUACAUUACUGACAUAUUUUGCACUUUUUCACAGGCAACAUAAUUUGCCACACAUUUUUGAAAGUUAGGACCACAUGGUGACAGAAUCUAUGAAAUAACUGGCCGUCACUGUCUUAGUGGGUGAGGAAUGUUUGAUGAGCCAUGAUUUGCUUUUUGUUGACUCUAAAUUGUAUUUCGGGGUGGUUUAGUGGAUAGUAUAAUUGCCUCUAAUAUAGAUCUCAUCUUGCCAUUAAUUUUCAUUUUAACAAGUAUGUUUUAUCCCCAUUGACAAACACUCCAGCUUCUGACUGUUUGAGAAAAUUCUGAGAAAAUCCUCGCCUUUGGCCUUCUACUUUUGUGUUGGGCCAGCAGUCUGUAUGGGAUGUACUGUAUAUGCAUGUAUGUCUUGAGGCAACUAUGUUUUAAUUUCAUUGUUAUUGAAAAUGAUGCAACUACACAAAAUUACACAUUUCUACAUCAGUCCAACACCUCAUGGAAGCAGUGCAGGAGUUAGCUUGUCUUCAAACCUUUGCUUUCGUCACAAAAUGACAGAGCUAUGUCUGACUCUAUGAGAUCAGGUUUAGUACUGCUUUCUGACUAUGGCAAUGGUUAGAUCUGACAUGUCAGUAAUAAACUGUAUUUGAGUUGUUUUUUCACCCAAAGCCCAUAACUGCAUUUCUCAUUCAUUAAGCUACAUAUUGUGUGCAGUAAGUGCUUUUAAAAGUACAAUCUGAAAGUGACCUUUGUGCAUCUUUUUAAAUGUUGCUUUGUGUUGAUUUGUAUGAAGUGGAAACACACACAAACAGUUUGGACAGCAUGUUAAAGCCUCAGUGCAGUAUACUGGAGGGAGGGAUUGCUAUAAACAGUACAUUUUGUAUGAUUUUUAUCAAGUCAGUGUCUGUUCAAAACAGUCACUCAUCUCUUUGUUUGACUUCUGAUUCAUGAACUGAUUCCAGUUGUCAAUUAA